GAUGAGCUGCACUACCUGAGCCACUUGUGUGGGUUGUAGACUCCGUCUCAUGCUACCACUAGAGUGAAAGCACCGCCAGCAUUCAAAAGUGACCAAAACAUCAACCAGGAAGCAUAGGAACUGAGAAGUGGUCUGUGGUCACCACCUGCAGAACCACUCCUUUAUUGGGGGUGUCUUGCUAAUUGCCUAUAAUUUCCACCUGUUGUCUAUUCCAUUUGCACAACAGCAUGUGAAAUUUAUUGUCAAUCAGUGUUGCUUCCUAAGUGAACAGUUUGAUUUCACAGAAGUGUGAUUGACUUGGAGUUACAUUGUGUUGUUUAAGUGUUCCCUUAAUUUUUUUUGAGCAGUGUACAUCCUUGGGUUAGCUUAAAGUUUUUGUUCAAGAAGUUAACUUUUUUUCAGACCAAAUCCUAUAUAUAGUUCUAUCUGUUAGACAGUCCUAUAGAGCAGACAGGGUUGUAUCGGAAAGGAAAAAAAGACUACAAUAUUUCAAUAUCACAAGCUACGCUUCUAUCCAAUUUGUGACAGGUUUUCAUGUGAAUAUUCUACAAUCAGCGUAAAUACAAUAUUUAUGCUGAUUGCGUUUCCAUCAAAUUGACUUGAGGAUGAAAGUCUGUGCGUGAUGCCAUAGUGCACAUAAAAAUUACUUCCAGUUGAAUUCCCAUGUACCAAAUAAAAAAUACUAGUUAAAUGGGUUUUCAUUGCAUUUUCAACUCCGAUGGUUUUGUCAGAAAUGUUGCGUUAUAUAGCGCAUGUUUCUUCUCUGAUCUUGCCACAUGCGCUCUAGCCAACAGCUGGCAGAUACGGUGCAGGUAUAGCCUGCCUACGAGAUGACAUUAUGGACAAAAGAGCGAGCUUAUUUUAAUUCGUCCAAAAGUAGCCAAGCAUAUUGGGAAGUAGCAUUAAGUUCAUCACCUUGCACUUUCACCAAACCGAUGAAGUUCAUGAUUUAUUUAAUCUGUAGCCGAAUAAAAUGCUUUCCCAAGUCAUAGUGGGGGACCACAUGUCAAUUUUGCUUCAAUGUGACGGUUGUUAUAUCAAUAUUUGCACUUAAGUAUUUCUCUUCCAUUUCACCCAUAGUUAAUUUUACAGACACAAGGUCCCACCCUGUCUAGUGUGUUUUGUUGACAGUUUAUGACAAAUUUGCUGUUUCAAUCAGGCCUGUCCUGACUUAAUUUUUUAUCCGUCAUGCACUUUAGGGUGCAUUAAGAUUAGAUGGAAACCUGAGACUUGUGAUCUGUGUGCAACACAAGGGAAGUUUUAGAACUGUGUGACGUGUCUCGACUGAAACUAUGGGAUAGCGCUCACUGACUGUACUUUUCCCAAGUGCAUCAGUGUUUGUUGUGCUAACAGCCUUGGUGCACUUCAGCCGGAUGUGCAGUCAUCCUUGCCAACACCCUGUAGUGAUCCUUAGCCCCUUUCUGACAAUUUAGGAUUUAGUAAGGCAAUGGGUACUUGUAUGAAAGAUGUUUUCAACUUCCAAUUGAUAUGCUCCCAACAGGGAUUUAUUAUGAGGCUUGAAGUAGUUGAAUCCCCUUUGGGGUCUUUGAAGAUCUUCAAGGAACUUCAUAAACAUAAUAAAAAGAUAUGUCUGGGACAUUAAUCCAACUACACUCGACUACACCAACGAUACUCGAUUAUCAUGAGUGCAAUUUGAGUCUGAAGACCAGAACAAGAUGCUUUCAAAUCAAGAUAUAUCUUGAUUUAACACUUUACUUAGUUUUGAGGAUUAUUCAGAAAUAUCGAUGAAACCAAAGCGGUUUGCCUUCUUCCACACAAAUGACUUUCAUUACUUCGCUGCUAAUGACAAUCGGGCCUCAUACAUUAAAGUAAUUUAAUGUAGACAACUGCAUAGUGUUUUUUUUUGAAUUACAGAAAUUAACAUCGUUAGAUGCCCUUGUCAAUCAUGCACAUUCAUGCUGCAAUUCUGAAAUGCUAUGUUUUGGCAUGAAUAAAUAGCCAGUGUCUACCGCCAGCCACCUGGGGUGAAAGUUUCCAUUGCGUUCUGGCAGGCUGUGCCAUCUCUGCAGCCUUUAGCUCCUAUCCAUCUGUUCAUGUAAAAUACUCUGCCAGUGAUGAAAAUCACAAACAAUAUAACAUGCAUUACAUUACCUUCCCUGAAAUGAAUAACAAUGUUUUUGUUUGCAUGCAGUUUUAAUUUCACAUUUUGUGUGUGUUACGAGAGAAGCAGACACUGAUGGGUUUAUAAAUAUGCAUAGAUUUACAAGUAUGUAUAUCUGAUCUUUCGUAGGAUCAGUUUUUUUUCCUAUUCUCCAUCUCAUUUGUAGGCUUAUUCAGACACACCUGAGGAUGUUGGAACUCCUCCAGUUAGGGUGGGGAUUGUGAAGAGACCGCAGGACAGAGCUAGAAGAAACCGUUUGAGUAAAGAGAGCGAUCGAAAGCGACAAUGUUUUUACUUUCAGUGACGAGAGAAUGAAUAUAGCAGACAGAGUGAUAUGUGGAAAGGGACGCAUGGCCAACCCAAAGCUCAUCACCCUGGCCUUCUCUCAGACAGAGUCCAUGAGGAAAGGAGGAGGAAAGAGGAGGAUGUUCUCCUUUUCACUCCGUUGUCGGCUCGGGAUCAUCAGAGGGAGGACCAAAGAUGAUGGGCCAUACUCUAAGGGCAGCAAGGACUCUGGAGGGACCGACCAUGCCCUUACCUCCAGGAGACGCAGUAUUAAAGAGGACUACUGGGGCGUGACCACGUUGGACCUGAUAAAAAGGGAGGGCAGCAGCCUGGGCCUCACCAUCUCCGGGGGGUCCGAUAAGGACGGCAAGCCCAGAGUGUCAAACCUGCGGCCAGGUGGGCUAGCUGCCAGGAGUGACCAGCUGAAUGUGGGAGACUACAUCAAGUCAGUGAACGGCAUCAAUCUGUCCAAGCUCCGCCACGAUGAGAUCAUCAGCCUGCUGAAGAACAUAGGAGAGCGUGUGGUUCUGGAAGUGGAUUACGAACUACCUCCUUUUGUCCAGAACACUCCUACAGGUGUUAUAGCUAAGACUAUAGAGGUGUGCCUAUACAAGGAGGGCAACAGCUUUGGAUUCGUCAUGAGAGGAGGGUUCCAUGAAGACUGGCACAGGUCUCGUCCUCUGGUAGUGACCUACGUACGGCCCGGGGGUCCAGCUGAUAGAGAGGGCACACUGAAGGCUGGUGACCGUGUGCUGAGCAUAGGCGGGAUGCCCUUAAACCGAGAGAAGCAUGCUGACGCUCUGACUAUGCUGAUGCAGUGUAGCCAGGAAGCCCUGUUCCUGAUUGAGUAUGAUGUCUCCCUCAUGGAGUCAGUGCAGCAGGCCUCUGGCCCCCUACUGGUGGAGAUAGUGAAGUGUCCUGCAGCCAGUCUGGGUGUCAGCCUGGCUACUGCUGUGUACAGGAACAAACAGGUCAUCGUCAUCGACAAGAUCAAACAAGCCAGUGUGGUGGAAAGGUGUGGGGCAUUGCAUAUAGGUGAUCUCAUCCUGUCUAUAGAUGGGACCAGCACUGAGCACUGUUCCCUGAUGGAGGCCACACAGCUAUUGGCCCAAACCUCUGACAUUGUCAAAUUGGAGAUCCUUCCAGCCAAUCAGAGCAGACUUCACAUGAAACCCCAAGACACAGUGAAAGUACAGAAAAGCAACCUUCACCACUGGGAGCCCACUGCCAACUACAGCCACACCCAACACUGCAAGACAUGGAGCAGUCCCAGCCACCAGCUCAACCAGCAGGACCACUGCAAACCUCUGGUGUGUGGUGGCUUCUCCCCUUCCUCUACAGCCACCUCAGGGUACAGCAGCAGUCAGGGCAGCAGCACCCUGCCCUGCGCCAUCCCCCCCGUCGCCCCGACAAGCCCCCAUAGCACUACACACAAGAGAUGCCAGCGGAGUAAGGAGCACAAGAGCUCGUUGUCCCUAGCAUCCAGCUCAGUGGGCCCUGGGGGUAAGGUUGUUCACGUGGAGACCAGCGACGUCGUCCUGAGGGGGGAUCCACUCCUAGGGUUUGGGGUUCAGCUGCAGGGGGGUGUCUUUGCCACAGAGACCCUGUCCGCUCCCCCAGUCAUCCGUUUCAUCGAGCCCGACAGCCCUGCCGAAAGAUGUGGGCUUCUGCAGGUGGGGGACAGGCUCCUGUUAAUCAACAGAAUCCCUACAGAGGAUGGAACACUGGAGGAAGCCAAUCAACUACUGCGAAAUGCCGCUUUGGCCAAUAAGGUCACUCUGGAGGUCGAGUUUGAUGUAGCAGAAUCAGUGGUUCCAAGUAGUGGAACGUUCCAUGUGAAACUGCCCAAGAGGAGGGGAGUAGAACUUGGCAUCACAAUCAGUGCAAGCAAGAGACCCGAAAAAGCUCUCAUCAUCUCUGACAUCAGAAAAGGAAGCAUAGCCCACAGGACAGGCACGUUGGAGCCAGGGGACAGGCUGCUGGCCAUCGACAACGUGCGUCUGGAGAACUGCACCAUGGAGGACGCCAUGCACGUGCUGCAGCAGGCAGAGGACAUGGUCAAGCUCCGGAUCCAGAAGGAUGAGGAUAACGCUGAUGAGCUGGAGAUGUCUGGUUCCAUUAUCUACACAGUGGAGCUGAAGCGUUACAACGGCCCGCUGGGUAUUACCAUCUCAGGCACAGAGGAGCCUUUUGACCCUAUCGUCAUCUCAGGCCUCACCAAGAAGGGCCUGGCUGAAAGGACUGGUGCCAUCCAUAUAGGGGACCGUGUCCUGGCCAUCAACUGUGUGAGUCUGAAGGGGAAACCCCUGAGUGAGGCCAUCCAUCUUCUGCAAAUGGCCGGAGAGACUGUCACCCUUAAGAUCAAGAAACGCCAAGACGAAUCGGAUGGGCAGCAGAUGUCGGAACAGGCAGCAUUCCUGAGCGACACAGAGGAUGAACUGACUGACUCCCAGAAGACCAGUAAACACUCAGGGGUGUACUCUGCCACCGGGCCCAGCGUGUACUCUGCCAUGAGCUCCUGGGACGGCUCCGGCAUUGACACUGGCUACGGCAGCCAGGGAACGUAUCUCCACAGAGCUGCAGAUUUGACCUUCCAGCCUAAGGAGUGGAGACACACCAAACCGACCAGGACUCACCUCACCUCCACUGGCCAUACCGCCCUUACCGACCACUCCCACCUCUACGAUGGGAGAUACGAUGAGGAUGACUGGGAUAAGGCUGCUGGAUACGCCAGACCCCCUCGUUGCCAUGGCACCCUGAACCAGGAGGACACCUUCUGGUCUCAGGCCCUGCAGGACCUAGAGACCUGCGGCCAAUCAGAGAUACUCAGGGAGCUGGAGGCGUCCAUGACAGGCAGCACUCUUAGCCUGUAUCUGGCGUCCCAGGAAGACUCAGUGCUACAGAGCAGAAUCAGUCCUGUGAAGAGGGGUCCCAUCCAUGACGAGCCCAAAACCAAAGGCAACCUGCAGAGGUCCAACAGGACCAGGGACACACCCCCCAGAGGGAGAGGAGAGGCCCAGGAGACCACUUCCCCUACAGCCCUGGAACUACUGAAGGUGACCCUGAGGAGGGACCCAGACUGUGGAGACUUUGGCUUCAGUGUGUCAGACGGCUUCCUGGAGAAAGGCAUCUACGUCAACAUGAUCCGACCAGAUGGUCCUGCCAACCAGGCCGGGUUGAAACCCUAUGACCGCAUUCUGCAGGAGACAGCUUGGACCUGGUCAUCAGGAGAAACUCCCUGGCACAGGCAGAUAAUGGGCCACCUCAGGACUGCGAGGACCCUUCUGACUCCCUGUUCAGCUUCCUACAUUAUAGGACCAAUAGUAUCACCCUGUGACAAAGGUCCAGGGGGGAGGUAAUGGAUAAUAGCACGUUCAAAUGGUGUUACACAUUAUACCAUGUGGCACGUAGGCACUGCACGUCUCACACACUGGUUUUGUUUUGUUAUAUCUCUUGUACAUACACACAGAAUCACAUUCACAUGUGAGAAUACAUGUGUACGUGAAUAAACACACAAUCAGUCACUAAUUCACACUCCCACACACAUACGUUUGCUGUGACCAGUGUUGGUCAGUGUAUUCAUGUGAUCUAGAGCAGAGAAGGCUCAGUCAGGCAGAACCACAUGUAGUUACGUAACAGCUUCUGACUCAGCCUGCUCAACUCUACAGAAAUCCCAGAGAAACAUAAACACACACUUCCCUCUCAGAGAAGGUGUGUUCGGGGAUACAGCACCACCACAGUGUGGUGAAAUGUGUGCAAUUGUGACCCUCUGUGACCUCUUGCUGGGGAAUGGUGGAGUUGCACGUACACACACAUUUGACACAGGAAUGUGCGCACAUGUGGGUGUUCGAGGAGUCCAGGCAUGCUGUGCUGGACUAUUAUUUUAGCCAUGUCUUGGCUGGCUGCCCUUUCCUUCCCUUCAGCCCGGCCUGGCCAGCCAGCCCCCCUCACUGUUAGCGCCACAACAUAGGUAGAAUGCUAAGCUGGCAUUCACUGUUACUUGCUAAGUCUUGCAAACAUUUCUAUUUUAGAUACCCCACUCUCUGUCCUAAAGUCUAAAAUGUUUGUGAAAAUUGAUUUGGGUCCAAGUUAUAUGGCCGUCAAGUGAAGACAAAUACUUACCAAGGCCUUUUUAUCACACCUUCAUUGUUGCAGAAUGUAUCUUUCUCUUGUUACAUUUCCCACACCGUGUUAUUAGCUACUGGAUAGACUGAGCAGACAUUUGUCAUGUCAUUCAUUACUUUUUGGGAUCAGCGUUUUUGUUUCAAGGUUCUUGUCAAUGGUUUUACGUAAUCAAGUUCACAAUAUUUCUGAAACCAAACCACACACCGUUUUUGCUUGUAUGCACUAGUAGGUCACCUAAAUCAGAUCCAUGCACUAGAAUUGACAUGCUUUAUCACUCAAUAUUUAAAUGUAUUAUACAACUAAUGGUGAUAAUGUCACAUCCUUUGUUUUGAAAAGCUGUGUCACACUCUAAAGGAGUGUUCCUUGUCAUUAAAACAUAGUAUUCUGAUUAUGUUCCGGGAGCUCACUUUUCUCCUACACCUCUUUAAAAUUGUACCCUCAAUAUCAGCAUAUCUUGUGAGGCCAGGUGUUUUUCCUGACUAGAAAAACCUAAUGGUCCUAGUCCUAUGCAAACAUGUUUCAGAAGUCAUUACACCAGAGGUACUUACAGUACAGUAUCAACUCUCAGGAGUACAGUAUCAACUCUCAGGUGUACAGUAUCAACUCUCAGGAGUACAGUGGUUUCUCUACAAAAACCCUCAUAAGUAAAUCACAUCCCCUGACAAAUGUGGAACGAAAUACCUUUCAGUUGAGAUGAUGAAUGAUUUCACUUUAACCUUUUUAAACCCAUUUUAAUGUAUCUGUUGAGUUUUAGCCCUCAACUCUCCAUAGGGUAUGGACUUGGAUUAGAGAGUAUUUUCCCCAGCUUCCAUGGCUGUUUCUCCCUCCCAUCCUAGUAAGCAUAAACAUGUAGCUAUAGGAUUUAAUGUCCCACCCAUAGAAAGCUUGCAUUGUUCACAAGGGGGAAUUUUAGAGCUUUUCUGUGCUGAACAAUUGCCAUCUCUGUCCUGCUCAGUCAGACAACCUUCCCAAGAGCUGUUCACAUUUUCUCAUGACAUUAUGUUUUUAUAAAGCUCUUAUGUAACACCUCUCGCCCUGGCCUGCUUACCAAGUUGCCUCAGUGGAAAUACGAUUUGUUUCAUGUCAUGUAAUGGCUGGGGAAGAGAUGUGAGACUGCACAGUCAUGCUGUCCCGUUCAGGACUCGACUCACUGCUUUUUAAUCCUCAGAGAGGAAACAUGUUUUAAGAAUGUUUUUAUGUUGCUCUCAAACUGUCAUACAUUUGAUUCAGAGACCUAUUUUUGGUUCUAUUCGUUUUAUUUGAGGGGGUUCUGAAUUUUAUUCAGUAAAGUCUGUACAACAUGGUCUCCCUUCCUAAGUACAGUGUUUUUAUUUGAACUGACGUUCUGCAUGUGUGGUUUUGUAUGUAAGAUGUGACUGAGUGCAGUAUCUGUUUUCUGUACAGUUCUUCUGUUUACAUUGUCCCACAGCUGCAUCCAAGCAUAGCUAUUUAAGUGGUGGUGGGGGGGCUGAAGGAAAUUGGUUUGUAAGAUGUUAUUGGAUUCUUUAGUGAGAGAUGUAUUUCCUGCUUUUUAUUAAAAUAAGGAUCUGAGGAA
Molecule: messenger RNA, 8087 nt
Organism: Salmo salar (Atlantic salmon)
Lineage: Eukaryota; Metazoa; Chordata; Actinopteri; Salmoniformes; Salmonidae
Source: RefSeq, a predicted model, not a curated record